This is a messenger RNA of Pseudomyrmex gracilis, 2534 nucleotides long. It is a transcript of the gene CCT5, whose product is annotated as T-complex protein 1 subunit epsilon. The transcript is spliced from 7 exons. Gene Ontology annotation, molecular function: ATP-dependent protein folding chaperone; ATP hydrolysis activity; ATP binding. The record is from RefSeq and is a predicted model, not a curated record. Bases 194 to 1828 code for a protein of 544 amino acids. Gene Ontology annotation, biological process: protein folding. Gene Ontology annotation, cellular component: chaperonin-containing T-complex. NCBI's taxonomy places the organism in Eukaryota, Metazoa, Arthropoda, Insecta, Hymenoptera, Formicidae.
AUCGGCGUGUGAGAACCGUGUAGCGUUUCCUUCCGGUUUGUUAGAAUUAGAGCCAUUUCGAUGCUGAACGAACUGGAUUUCACUCAUGACCGUUUAAACUUGACGAUUGACCAGUGAAAGAAUUUUCGUCGAAAGAGAAAAUUAUUUCGUAGACAGCGAAAGUUUGUUCCGAAUCGUACGUUUUUUUUUCAAUAUGACGGCAAUACCCGGGACUGUAGCUUUCGACGAGUUUGGUCGGCCUUUUAUCAUCAUCAGAAAUCAGGAGAAGCAGCAACGCCUCACCGGUCAGGACGCGAUCAAGUCACAUAUUUUGGCAGCAAGACAUGUGGCCAACAUUCUUAGAACAUCUCUGGGACCAAAGGGAUUGGAUAAGUUAAUGGUUAGCUCUGAUGGAGAUGUUACCGUAACUAAUGACGGCGCUACAAUCUUGAAGAAUAUGGAUGUGGAUCAUGAAAUUGCUAAGCUGAUGGUCCAGUUGUCAAAAUCUCAGGAUGAUGAAAUUGGUGAUGGUACUACCGGAGUAGUUGUGUUAGCCGGUGCACUUUUAGAACAAGCCGAACAGUUGUUAGACAAAGGAAUUCAUCCAAUUAGAAUAGCUGAUGGUUUUGAACUAGCAGCCAAGUGUGCCACAGAACAUUUAAAAACGAUAACAGAUGACUUUGCUGGAACUCCAGAAAAUUUGGAACCUUACAUUGAUAUCGCUAUGACUUCGCUUGGCUCAAAAAUCAUUAACAAGCAUCACAGACAAAUGGCAGAAAUUGCUGUGAAGGCAGUACUUGCAGUUAUGGAUUCUGAAACUCGUGAUGUUAAUUUUGAACUAAUCAAAAUAGAAGGAAAAGUCGGUGGUCGAUUGGAAGAUACUAUCUUGGUGCAUGGAGUUGUAAUCGACAAAAAUUUUAGCCAUCCCCAAAUGCCGAAGAGGUUAGAGGACGCUAAACUGGCCAUUCUGACGUGUCCGUUUGAGCCACCAAAACCUAAAACAAAAUACAAGUUAGACGUUACAUCGGUCGAUGACUACAAAGCUUUACGAGAUUAUGAACGCGAAAAGUUUACGGAAAUGGUGAAACUUGUCAAGGAUGCAGGUACAACUUUGGCUAUUUGUCAAUGGGGAUUCGAUGACGAAGCCAACCACCUUCUGUUGCAGAACAAUUUGCCUGCAGUGAGAUGGGUUGGUGGUCCAGAAAUCGAACUAAUCGCUAUUGCGACCGGUGGACGUAUUGUACCUCGUUUCGAAGAACUGACGCCAGAAAAGCUCGGCCAUGCUGGUGUCGUUAGAGAACUAGCAUUUGGUACAACAAAAGAUCGAAUGUUAGUUAUCGAAGACUGCAAAAACUCCCGUGCCGUAACGAUCUUCAUCCGUGGUGGCAACAAAAUGAUAAUCGAAGAGGCAAAGCGGUCGAUACACGACGCAUUGUGUACCGUGCGAAAUGUUGUCAAAGACAAGAAGAUUUUGUACGGUGGAGGCGCGGCGGAAAUAUCUUGCGCGCUGGCGUGCGCGGCACAAGCCGAUAAAAUCAGCACCCUAGAACAGUAUGCCUUCCGUGCUUUUGCCGAAGCCCUGGAAAGCGUUCCCAUGGCGCUCGCGGAGAAUUCCGGUCUUUCUCCGGUCGAUACCAUAGCAGAAAUUAAAGCGCGUCAAUUAGCCGAAAAGAAUCCCGCUCUCGGUAUCGAUUGCUUAAAUCGAGGCACCGCAAAUAUGAAGAAACAGAACGUCAUUGAAACGCUGACGAGUAAGACGCAACAAAUUUUGUUGGCCACGCAGCUAGUUAAGAUGAUUCUGAAAAUUGAUGAUAUACGGUCACCUGGUAACGACUUUGGUGAUGCUUAAAAAAAAAAUCGAAAAUAUUAUUAAGUCUAAAUAUUCUCGUCUAUAUUGUUAAUAUUAAAUCUUAUUUAAUAUUUUAAUUAGUACUCAUUUAUUGCUUUUUAUUGCGUUUGCAUUUGUAAUAAAUAACAUUCUAAUGUUCUUAUUUGAGCUACGUUAUUCACUGUCUGAAGAUCUAUAUAGUUCAAGCGACAUAUAUUGAUUGAGAUUCAUUUGUUUUCCGCUACUUACACAACCACCCGUAUAUAUAAUUUCAUACAGAAAUAUUGUUUUGCGCUUUGGCAUGGCACUGGCUUUUUUUCGUUUUCAAAUUUGUUUAUUCUUAAAAGGAUUUUUACAGGAAGCACUUACCAUUCUCCAUAUGGUUUUAGAUUUGAGAUAAACAAAGACAAUCUUCGCGUUGAUGAACGUAACGGAAAGAUAUUAGCAGAGACUUUCUACGUUCGUCGCGUAUUUCUUUGUUUUUUUUUCUCUAAGUUUGCACAACACAUUCUUAUGUUUAAAGUUUUUGUUGUAUUUUUCUAUGUCAUUUCAAAUAAAUAAAUUAGGAAAUGAGAAUAACGAAAACGAUAGAUGUGCCGGUGCUUCAAAACGCAAAAAAGCGUCGACUCCGAUUUAAAUCUUUUUAUACAAUAGAAAGGUAUUACUAACGUAUAUUACUUUUUAUCUUUGUACCAGAGAGUGAUGAUAUGAAAUCAUGUUUAAUUGA